GCCACUGCUCUGGAGAAGGAAGUGUGAGAGUAUUCAACAAUCGUCCUAACUACCUGCUGCCACCCUGAAUCACUUUCUUUGUUGAUCUAAGCAUGAGCUCACAACAGCCCCAGAAUGCACCAAGAUCUCCGGACAGGAGCAGAAGCCCUAAAAUAAGACAUGAACGGAGAAAGAAGUCCCGCCACCGCUCAAAAUCUCCGCAGGCGUCUGGCUCUCGGGCAACGCAUAAGUCCCAUUCCAGCCCAGCACGCAAAUCCAGUCACUCUGCGACUGUAGCAGAGCAAGAUGGGUCAAGACCCUGCCCAGACGAUGGUCUUUGUUGGGCAUGUUCGGCUCCAUCCGAACCUGGCAAGCUUCUUUGCGCCGGCUGCAUUAAAGAUAUGGCUACAGACCGGGAAGCAGAGGCAAAAAGAAUUAAAGACUAUAUCCAAGACGCAGUAGCAGAGGGUAUUCAGGCAGCCUCAGCUACCAAAACACCUAGAUCAAGGCCCAAAGUUAGUAGCGUCAAUCAGCCAGGACGAGACGAUUCACCUACUCGGGAGACGCUAUCACCAGGCUCAUCGGACUCUGAAGAGCCCUCAGAGUAUUUAUUUGAUUUUCAAUAUAUUGAAUCAUUUGUCACAGCCAUAAGAGAGGCCAUUGACUGGGAUCAGGAUGUUCAGCCGCCUGAAAAAAUUAAAAGAUUUUUUCCUAGCCGUAAGAGACAAGGGGUUACCUUCCCCCUCUUACCAGAAAUCCGAGAAUGGUUCGAGGAAGAAUGGGAAAGGCCAGAAAGGAGGGCAAACGUUCAAAAUCGUUUCUCAAGGUUGUACCCUUUUAAAACUCCAGAGGCAGACCUUUGGGACUCACCAUUGGGCAUAGAUGCGGCCUUACAGCGCUUGGCCAGACAGGUCGCACUGCCUUUGCAGGAUUCCACGACCUUUAGAGAUCCAAUGGAUAGACGUGCAGACACAGAUCUGAAAAAGGUAUACUCAGCCGCAGGUGCAGCGUGUCGCCCGGCCAUUGCCCUAACUUCAGUCUCCAGGGCACUCAAGGUCUGGACCACGAGAACCCAAGCAGCCCUUAAAGCAGAGACAGGCUCAGAAGCACUCAUACAAACAAUGGAGGAUUUCGAUCUUGCUGCCGAUUUCAUAGCAGAAGCCUCUAUGGACUUGACAAAGCUACUUGCAAAGAUCAUGGCUUUUGCAGUGACGGCAAAGAGGGCUCUUUGGUUGCGGCAUUGGGGCGCAGACAGCACCUCCAAACUGAGUCUCUGCAAUAUUCCGUUUAACGGCAAGGUGCUGUUCGGAAAGACCCUAGAAGAAGCUAUCAGUCGGGCUACAGGGGGAAAAUCGGGUCUAAUGCCACAGAGACCCAGGAAGAGACAGCAGGCCACUCGGCCAGCCCAGCCAGAGUACAAAAGGGCGUAUGACGCCAGGGCAUACAGGCCAGGACGGUAAUAUACAAGACCCUACUGGAAAAACCCACAAAAUUCGUUUUUGCGGAAGGUAAAGUCUAGAGCGGCGCAGACCGCAAAGAAACCCGAGAAGUCUUUUUGACGGGAUAUCCGCCCGUCCUGUCCAGGUGGGCGCCAGAUUAAUGUCCUUCUGGGGAGUAUGGGCGGAAGAAGUCAGGGACCAAUGGGUCCGCAAGACAAUCAGAUACGGUUACAAAAUAUCUUUUCAGCAGAAACCACCCAAUACGGUGGUCCAUACAGAAUGGCCAACAGAUCAGAAAAAACGGAACUGCUUACAAGAAUAUUUAACCGGCUUGCAGCAAAAGAAGGCAAUCUCACCGGUACCCCCAUGUCAACAAGGAAAAGGGGUAUAUUCUCCAAUCUUUCUAGUUCCCAAAGCAUCAGGAGAUCUCAGACCAGUUUUGGACCUGAGGGUUUUAAACCACUUCAUAGAGCCCAAGACAUUCAAGAUGGAAUCCAUAUUUACAAUCAUCUCUGUGUUGCAACCAGGAGAUUGGCUGAUAUCAGUCGAUCUAACGGAUGCAUAUCUGCACGUCCCAAUCAACAAAAGACUUCAAAAAUAUCUAAGAUUCCUGGUGGGGGAAGACCACUUUCAAUUCCGGUGUCUGCCCUUCGGCAUCAGCACAGCCCCACGAAUAUUUUCCAAAAUCUUGCUAGCAGUGAUUGCCAUCAUUCGCCUGAAGGGCAUAAAGAUUUUUCACUACCUAGACGACAUUUUGGUAGUGGCACGUUCAAGCAAAGAACUUGCGGGUCAACGCGAAAUGGUUCUGAAAAUCCUAUCAAGGUUUGGCUGGAUCAUCAACAAACAAGAGUCAAUUAAUUCCCUCACAACAGAUGGAAUAUCUGGGACUGGUCUUCAAUACAAACAGAGGCCUGGUCCUUCUACCCGAACGAAAGAAGGCAGAGUUGGUAGCUUGCGUUGGCAGCGUGAUGAGAUCGUCAUCGCUAACGGCGAGAGACUGUAUGACCCUACUCGGGAUGUUCACUGCAGCAAGCCCAGCCAUCCCUUGGGCAAGGUUCCACACAAGAGCCUUCCAGACAACCUUCC
Messenger RNA from Rana temporaria (common frog), 2504 nucleotides. RefSeq lists its product as uncharacterized. The coding region runs from base 93 to 1439 and encodes 448 amino acids. NCBI's taxonomy places the organism in Eukaryota, Metazoa, Chordata, Amphibia, Anura, Ranidae. The transcript is spliced from 4 exons. The record is from RefSeq and is a predicted model, not a curated record.